AACACGUGUUUUAAAUUUUUUGAGUCCUUGAAUUUGUUUGUCCGUAUCUCCGUUUCAUACUAACACCAUUGUUUGAAGAUAGACAGGAUGUGAAUUCCACAGCAGGACUGUUUCUAAGGAAGUCUUGACCACAUUCUGACAUUCUUUCCAUAUAAACGUGCCCUCUUUACUUGAAAUUAUUAGUUCACGUUUUAUAUAGUCGUCAGAAUUCUCUCCAAAAUGGCAGAGACAGCUGAUAGUCGAACGCUGGUAGUAGAGGAAUUCACGUUUCAUCGUUUAACAUUUAAUACAGACGAACAUGAGGAAAUAGGGAAGAGAUUGACAAUUGGGAUGGGAAAAAAUCUUACUCUUCCAAAUGGAGUUCGUCUUCAGUUUGCAUAUAUCGUUGCUCUUGCUGGAGACUUUUAUGGCAUACCUAAAGAACCGAUUGUAAAUCCCUUGGUAAACCCUAACCAAUCUGCGGAUAGUUUACAAAGAUUCAAGAAUGCUUAUUCAACUUUGGCGAAUACUCCACACACGGGAAAGUUUAAGGAACGAUUAGAAGAAUUGGUUGAAAUGAUCAGGCAGGAAACGGAUGGACCGAAUCUACACUGUCAUCACAGCAACCAAGCAUGGGACGAAGCUUCCGGCGGAUGGUGGAUUGGUGGAAUUCCCAUAUGGCCUGGCAAUAUGUUGAAACUUGCACACAAAAAUUUUGAUCACUUUGGAUCCCGUGCUAAAAGAGCUUAUGAAACAGGACAUGGAUAUGCCAUUGAGAAAGCGCGGGAAGCAGGUCGCUCAAUGGGAAGAGAUCGAGAAAAGCUGCGCGAUAUGGCCUAUUCAAUUGAGGCAUUUGCCCUUCAUUUCUUUACUGAUGCAUUUGCAAGUGGACAUAUUAGAACACCGAGAGCAGAACUUCAAUUUAACGUCACACCAAGUUUGAUAGGAGAUCUUUUGUCGAAAUUCAUGCAUGAUGAAGAUAACAAGUUUGGUCUUCGUGUUACCAACCUACGUGGAGAUACGUGGAUUGCUUAUGGGGAUGGAAUGCUGAUUCAAAAAAAUGACAAGGAUAAUUUCAACUUUGUGGCGGAAGCUGCCCAGACAUCAGUGGACCAGGUAUUCAUGGCUUACCAAGAUCCCGAUAUAAAACUUGAUCCAUGUGAAGUCACUGACUUCUUGCCUUUUUUGGAUGAAGAAGAAAAAAAUAAUACGCCACUGUUUCAAAUCAAAGAUGGUGAAUUACAUCGUAGAUCAGAUAUCAAUGAUCUUCAGUGUAAAGAAACUACUACGGACUGGUGGGGAAGCACAACUGCUUGGGAGUUGUGGAGGUACAAACCAAAGAAUCCAGCGAUACCUUUGAUAUAAACAAUCUGUCGAAAGUCCUCCAAUGUGUCAUCUACCAGUGGCGUAGCCAUGGGGGGGGAAUGGGGGGGUCUGGACCCCCCCACUUUUGUUAAAGAUCAAUAUUGUAAUUCUUCCAAAAUUGAAAAGAAACUAGGGGGGGGGGGCAAGUUGCGAAUAUUUUUAAAGAAACCACCUGUUGAAAUAGAAAUAAUUGUGUAUAUAUGCGUUCACAGGCUAACCCCUACGUUAUAUACAGUUUAGUUUCAUGCAAUUUCAGUAUAGCACUUUUACUGCUUUUACGUAUUUUUAUGCAAAAUGACGUGAAGUAUACGGCAAUUUUCUCUGCAACGCAGGCUCAGAAUGCGAAGUGAAUAUGUAAACAGCAGUACGUACGGUAGGAAGCUAGUAUAUACUUAAUACUUUAUGAAUAAUUAAAUACUAUUCUG
This is a messenger RNA of Dendronephthya gigantea, 1769 nucleotides long. RefSeq lists its product as uncharacterized. The record is from RefSeq and is a predicted model, not a curated record. The transcript is spliced from 7 exons. Bases 220 to 1344 code for a protein of 374 amino acids. NCBI's taxonomy places the organism in Eukaryota, Metazoa, Cnidaria, Anthozoa, Malacalcyonacea, Nephtheidae.